UACAUUUACGUAGUACUUCACAUCCACUUUGGAUUUAAUGAUAACUUAUUUAUUCUUAAUUGCAUAGGUGUACAUCAGUAUCGAGAAAACUUUCUGGGUAAUCGAAAAUUUCAAAAAAAAAUAGUUUUUGGGUACCUAUUUGUCUUGUCGAAUAUGAAUCAAAGUGAAUACAAAAAGUUGAAUAGCUUGAGUUACCUUGUCUACGUCUGUAACUACUGUUGUAUUUAAAAUACGAUACCGGAGGUAGAGCCACGUCCAGUAGUUCAAAUAGUAUGUAAGUGACCUUGAAAACAUACCUACUGGAACUAGGACAUUGACUGUCAAGUGAAAUGAUGACUGAUGCAGUAUUGCAGUUCCUCCCUCUUUGUCAAAAUAUUAUGUUCAAAAUUCAUCCGUUAUCGAUCACAUGAUAAAUACCGUAAAGUAUUAAAUAAAACGUCAAGAGGGUAACCUUUAUAAAAUGUGGAUAUUCGGUUAUGGUUCCCUAAUAUGGAAAGUGGACUUUCCCUUUGAGGAGAAGAUUCUGGGUUUCGUCAAGGGCUUCGACAGGAGAUUUUACCAGUACAGCACGGACCACAGAGGAACCCCAGAAAAUCCCGGAAGAACUGUUACUAUAAUUCCUGCCAAGGAAGACUCCAGAGUGUAUGGGAUUGCCUAUAAAAUCAGAGACUCUGAUAUCGAAGAUGUCGUCAGCCACCUGGAUUUCAGAGAAAAAGACGGAUACGAACGAAAGUCUGUAAUGUUCUACCCUAUCUCUUCCGACCAAAAACCUUUUGAGAUUACUAUUUAUAUUGCUAAUCAGGAUAACAUCAACUAUGCAGGGUACGCCGACCUGAAAGAUAUUGCCAAGCAAGUAGUGAAAUCUGUGGGGCCCAGCGGCCCUAACAUUGAUUACGUCUUUAAUUUAGCUGACGCCAUGAGAACACUCUUUCCCUCUGUCAAGGAUAACCACUUGUUUGAAUUGGAAAGGAAUGUCUCAGCUUUGUUAAACGAAUCCAGUAUACGUAAAAGUACCUAGUUCAAUUUGAUUAGCAACAGUUUUUUAAUAAAUUAUUUAUUGUC
Leptinotarsa decemlineata (Colorado potato beetle) is the source of this 1062-nucleotide messenger RNA. Its product is annotated as putative glutathione-specific gamma-glutamylcyclotransferase 2. NCBI's taxonomy places the organism in Eukaryota, Metazoa, Arthropoda, Insecta, Coleoptera, Chrysomelidae. Gene Ontology annotation, molecular function: glutathione specific gamma-glutamylcyclotransferase activity. Gene Ontology annotation, cellular component: cytoplasm. The record is from RefSeq and is a predicted model, not a curated record. Gene Ontology annotation, biological process: glutathione catabolic process.